Gymnodraco acuticeps is the source of this 2493-nucleotide messenger RNA. It is a transcript of the gene eya3, whose product is annotated as EYA transcriptional coactivator and phosphatase 3. Gene Ontology annotation, biological process: positive regulation of DNA repair; cell differentiation; multicellular organism development. Gene Ontology annotation, cellular component: nucleus. Lineage: Eukaryota; Metazoa; Chordata; Actinopteri; Perciformes; Bathydraconidae. Gene Ontology annotation, molecular function: protein tyrosine phosphatase activity. The transcript has 19 exons. The record is from RefSeq and is a predicted model, not a curated record. Bases 187 to 2028 code for a protein of 613 amino acids.
UGUGAAUGAACAUGCUGCACAUGCGCAGUAGGCCCAACGAAAACUUCCUGCAAAAUAGUGCUCCCUAACAACAGACAAAGCUUGUGGAUUCAGUGGAAGACGCUUGAUUAAAAGCGUUUCUUGUGCACUCCUUCAAUGGGUCCCGACGCACUCUCCAGGUGCAGAGAGUAGGCUGAGCGUGCAGACAUGUCCGGUCGUCCUGCUGCAGAGAUGGUCGACUCACAGGAGCUGCCCGAGCUGCCGGCAAAGAAGGCUAAGCUUGAGAUAGACGGUGGACUGGAAGAAGAGGCGAGUCAUUUAGGUGAGCAUAGGGGUCGGGCUGCUGUGUUGGGAUCCUCCGAGCAGGAAAGCUCUUACUCUGCUCUGUCCACAGCCCAGCUUGAUCCAGGUGAUCAGGAACAGUCAGACGCCGGCAGAGGAGCGGCACCUCAAGCAUGCGGCGACUCCAUGAACUCGUAUGCACAUCCUGUUACAGACUCAACGGCAACAUCUGAAUACACCCAACAGGUUUAUCAAGGAAGCAACCCAGCAGUGACGUCAUACACCAACCAGGUGGCCUUCCCUCCUCUGGCCCAGUCCACUGUGUACUCUGCCUUCCCUCAGACAGGCCAGACCUACGGCCUCCCGCCCUUCGGUGCUAUGUGGCCAGGCAUUAAAACUGAGACAGGGCUGCCUGAGGCGCCCUCUGGUGGCCAGCCUGGGUUUCUCAGCUACAGCACCGCAUAUACCUCCACCCAGCCCGGCCAGCUGCACUACUCAUACCCCAGCCAAGGCUCAAGCUUCACAACAUCCAGUGUGUACUCCAGCAUCCCUUCAGCGACAGCCGUCCCCACAACCUCCCCCACAGCGGCCCACCAGGAGUUCAGCAGCUACACCUCUCUGGGACAGAGUCAGUUCUCGCAGUACUACGCUCUGCCUCCCAGCUACACCCCCGCCGGGCUGCCCAGCAGCGAGGACCCUGGGGCCGCUUUGGGAGUGGCCGGAUAUUCAGCGAUAAAGUCAGAGCAAGCCGCCUCUGCAGGUUUACCUCCCAGAGAUGCAUCCCCUCCAGAGAACCUCCCAGCUGGGGCAGCCCUCCCCACCAGUGUGGCCCUCCCCCCCGGAGCCAGGGACCAGGACGAGGUUGGACGCAGGAACUCAGUAGGCAAAUCCAAAGGGAAGGGCAAGAGGCCCGACAGCUCCCCGCCUGCUGACACCGACCUGGAGGUAACACAGCGCAUUUUUCUCUGGGAUCUGGAUGAGACCAUUAUUAUAUUCCACUCACUGCUCACCGGAUCCUACGCACAGAAGUUUGGCAAGGAACCAGCCACAGUGCUGAACCUGGGCCUGCAGAUGGAGGAGCUGAUCUUCGAGCUGGCAGACACCCACCUCUUCUUCAACGACCUGGAGGAAUGUGAUCAAGUCCAUGUGGAGGAUGUUGCCUCUGAUGACAACGGACAGGAGCUGAGUACCUACAACUUCUUGACGGAUGGCUUUAACGGGGCCAGUGGUGGGGGGACGUCAGGAGGCACCACAGGGGUGCAGGGGGGCGUGGAGUGGAUGAGGAAACUGGCCUUCCGCUACCGCCGGCUAAAAGAGAUCUACAAUAACUAUAAAGGGAAUGUUGGAGGCCUGUUGAGCCCGCUGAAGGGGGAGCUGCUCCUCCGGCUGCAGAGUGAGAUCGAGAACGUUACAGAUGCCUGGCUCAGCACGGCGCUCAAGUCUCUGCUGCUCAUCCAGUCCAGGGGGAAGUGUAUGAAUGUGUUGGUCACCACCACUCAGCUGGUGCCAGCUCUGGCCAAGGUGCUGCUGUACGGCCUGGGAGACGUCUUCCCCAUCGAGAACAUCUACAGUGCCACUAAAAUAGGUAAAGAGAGUUGCUUUGAAAGGAUCGUCUCUCGCUUUGGAAAGAAAGUGACGUACGUGGUGAUAGGUGACGGUCGAGAUGAGGAGUUUGCAGCAAAACAGCACAACAUGCCUUUCUGGCGGAUCUCCAAUCACGGAGACCUCGUGUCCCUGCACCAAGCGCUGGAGCUGGACUUCUUGUAAAGGAGGCAGCGUGUGAAUGUCGCACACUAAAAGGGAAAAUGUAGUCGUCAUCCUGUCGGUCUGUGGAGUGACAUUACGUGAGAAAACCCUCCACAAACUCUAAUUAGAAGCUCUGCCCUGACUGGAUGACUCACUGUGUGAUGGUAACGUACUGAGGCGGACUUUGGGUCGGAGCGGACAGUGAGACAGACUGGAUGCUGAGUUAAGGUUCCUCGGGCCCAGCACUCCCUCCUCUACGGCAGCUAACCUCACCGCGGCUGAAACUGGCACUGAUCUGGACACAGAAGGGAAGACAUCCAUUUGUUUCCCUCCUUUGGUCACAUCUACUUUUUUGGUAUCAAUAUUUGUAAUCUCCUUAAAAAACCAAAGGGCCAUUUUUGUUUAUUGGCGUUGUCUUAUGUUGUUGUAGCUUUUUUAUUUAGUCUCUGUUACUAAGAAUGAUAUCAAAGAAGUUUAAAAAAAAAA